AUGGGCGACAAGCGCUCGCCGUACUUCGGGGGAGAGUGGAACAAGGACUCGCGGCUGAAGAGCUACUUCAAUGGACAGAGACAGCAGCGCGCUGGUCACAAUGCGGCGGAACGGAACGGGACGGCCGGCGCGGGGCCUGCUCACACGCCGCAGCACCACUUCCCGCAUCACCACGGCACCACGCCGGCCCGCAGCCCCGCGGGCGGGAUCCAGGACGGGGACCCCCAGUGCACCAUCUGCCUCGAACCUCCCGUAGAGCCCGCGAAGCCCAACGGGUGCCAGCACGUCUUCUGCUUCAAGUGCCUGCACGCAUGGUCGGAGAUCACAAAUGUCUGUCCCCUAUGCAAGUGCGAAUUUACGCUCAUUAAGGGGUUCGACGGGCGGGAGGCGGCCUGCGAGCACCGCAAGCAGCGCAGCGACCACCACGACACCCUCCCGGACACCGCCUGCAGCGGGUGCGGGUCCACGGACAACGAGGACACCAUGCUGCUGUGCGACGGCUGCGACUGCGGGUGGCACCUCGACUGCCUGGGCAUCACCUGGGCGCAGGUCCGCGAACACUUUUUCUGCCCCACGUGCUUCAACGGCGGCCGCGCGGCGCGCCUGAACCCCGCGCUGAUCACCACGCUCCCGGGCAUCAACGAGCACAUCGUGGACGCCGCCGUCGCCGCCGCGCCGGGCCUCGCCGACGCCGAGGCGAUCCAGAAUGCAGCCUGCAAGGUGUGCAAGUCGACGGAGGGGGAGGAGUCGAUGCUGCUGUGCGACGGGUGCGAGACGGGGUGGCACGCCGAGUGCAUCGACAUCCCGUGGGAGCGCGUCAAGGACCUGUUCUUCUGCCCCGCGUGCCACGCACACAACAGGUUGCCGCGCGCCUCCGAGAUACGGGACUCGAUCACGGUGCUGCCGCGGCAGUGGAUGCCGGACGGGGCAAGGUGGGCUGCUGUCAGGGGGGGGGUUGAAGGGGCCACGAGGGGGGCUGGGACGACCGAGGAGGGCGAGGUUGACGAGGACGAGGACGACCCGCUUCGGAACUGGCUCCAGGCCGCGGGUGCGGGGCAGCCGCAAGGUGGGACGCGCGUCGCGCAAGACGACGGGGUGCGCGGGGCGACGCUGUGCUCGGACGACGACGACGACGACCGGUCGAACGAGUACGACGAAGAGGAUUCGUUCCUCGUGCCUGACGACGCGGACGACUCGGCGUCGGGGUCGGAUGCGGGGUGCGGCAGCAGCGACAGCGACAGCGAGGUCGAGGUUGAGGGGGGGAGUGAAGGCAGCGAGGGGGAGUCGGACGAGGAGGUCGUCGUGGGCGGCUCGCGGCCGCGGCGGCGGCAGCGCGCGAUGGCGGAGGUCGCGGUCGCGGCGCGGCGGCGGCGGCACCGCCACGGCGCGCGCUCGCCGGCGCCCGUGGCCGUCCCGUCGCGGCGCGAGACGCGGCAGCGGCGGGAGGAGCCGCGGCGAGCGAAGGGGGCGGCGGCGCAGCGGGGGCGAGCGAAGGUCGGAACCCCCGUGGCGACGCCGGUGAGCCUGCUUGACAGCAGGGGGGGGAGUGGGUCAGGGAGAGGGGUGGUCCGGAAGAAACGCGUGCUGGAGUCGGACUCGAGCGGGCCGUCGUCGCAGUCGGAUAUCGAGGUGGUGGUGCACCCGCGGCGCAGCAGGAAGAAGACGAGGGGGGAGGGGGGGAGUGCGCGCAAGGGGCCGGGGGGGGUCGCGGGCGGCGGAGAGGCGGGCGGGCAGGCGCGGCGAGCAUCGGCGCCGGAUGUCGACGAGCCGAGCGAGGAUGCGCGCGGGGACAGCCCGAACGUGUUCUUGGCGUUCGCGCACGGGCGGGAGAGCGAGGAGGGGGGGAGUCUGGAGAUCACCCCCCCCAAGCGCCCGCCCCCGCAGCCGCGGCCCACGCCCGGCAACGCGGCUGCGUUCCCAGCGCCCGGAGCGCCCAGCGGCUUCACGCGCGCCCCCGCGCCGUGGGCCGCAGCGCCCCUGCGCACCUUCCAGCCCCCCAGCAGCGCCCGCGCCGCGACGCCCGCCGGGGCGCACGGCGCCAGAAGCCAGCCGCUCUCGCAGCCGCGGAGCACGGCGACGCCGGGGAACACCUGGCGGGACGCUCUCGAGCGAGCGCAGGCGGGAGGAGCAACGCAGUCGCAGUGGCAGGCCAGCCAGGCCGCGUCGCAGAGCCGCUACGGCGCGUACGGCGGCGCCGGAGGCGGCGCCUACGUGAGGCAGCCGCCCCCGUGGCAGACCCCGCCGCGUGGCAGCACAGGCGCACGUGCACCGGUGUUCGGUGGCGGCGGUGGCGGCGGAGCGGCGGAGGUGGUGCGCGACGGCGGCGCGAGCCAGGCCCCGAGCGCCGUGGAGUGCACGCCGCCGGAGUCCGCGCAGGGGGGGCUGUUCGACCGGAGUCAGCUGGACCGGCUGGGGUGCGUGCCGGCGACGCCGGAGGAGGAGCUUGGCGGGUACGACGGCACGCCCGGCGAGGACGUGAUCGGCCGUUCGCGAGGCGAGCUGGCGGUGGACCCGACGCCGCCGUCGAUGCCGCGCCCGGCGCUGUCUGGGCUGGGCAAUAGGGCCCUGGGGGAGUUUGUGUUCACGGGGGGGGUGGCCGGGACGAUGGCGCCGGCGGGGAGGCGCAGCGGCUCCGACGGCAAGUUCCGGAGAGCGGGCCAGCGGACGCCCGGGUUCUGA
Pedinophyceae sp. YPF-701 is the source of this 2679-nucleotide messenger RNA. Lineage: Eukaryota; Viridiplantae; Chlorophyta; Pedinophyceae. The record is from the annotation of a GenBank genome assembly.